Molecule: messenger RNA, 3297 nt
Organism: Eimeria tenella
Lineage: Eukaryota; Apicomplexa; Conoidasida; Eucoccidiorida; Eimeriidae
Exons: 7
Coding region: 1-3297 (1098 amino acids)
Source: RefSeq, a predicted model, not a curated record
AUGGCUGCAGUUGCGGCUGCUGCUUUUACUUCUGAUCGCGCCGAAGCCCAGGAUUUAUCUUGGAUGCGAGCAACCAUAACAAUCCAGCAGAAGCAGCAACGCAAGGAACGAGCCCUGCGAGUGCUGCAGCAGCAGCAACUGGAUUGGGCGCCGCAUCGGCCCCACUAUCUAAAGGCUUUUGCUGCCCCUCCAGAGUCGGACGCGAUAGCGACAUUCGUUGUCGCUACUACAGUGCGAGCAACAGAGACAACAGCUGCGGACAGUGCACAACUUCCGGUAGAGGCAACGGCAGGAGCAGCCACAGGACGUGCGGACAACAGCGUAGACGCUGCGAACAGAAUUGAAAAUGCGUAUUUAAGAGGAGACUGCAGUUGCCUCGCGGCUGUCGCCUCAGAGCAGCUGCCGCUUCUGGAGCAGCCGCAGCGACAAGGAUCGAGCUUGCUAGCCCCUGCGCUGCUGCUCCUGUCUUUGCUGCGCCCCCCGCAGAGAGACCACCGGAUACAGCGUGUCGUUGUUGCUGUACGUGAAGCAGUGCAGCAGCAGGAGCAGUCGCAGUUACCAUCUGCUUUCACGCCUGGCGAAUGUGCGGCUCUCAUUUGUGCCUUUGGGAAUUUGGAGUCACCAUUCGGGGGCGAAGCUGCAGCUUCACUAGCGCGUCUUCUUGUCUCCAUCAGAAGGCAACGUCUGCUGCGGCCACGCGGCUUUGCUGCUGUCCCAGCUUCUGCUGCCACGUUGGUUGCUCCCUCUGAAGCAUUUCCUUUGCUUCAUCGUCUCCUUGAGUGCCCUGAUCUCUCUCCUAGAUGUUGUACAUGGGCGUUUGUCUACCUCCCCUUAGAUUUAACAAUUUUUGUCAAGUAUCGGCGGGCGUCAGCUUCCAUUUGCAGCAUUGUGCUCGCUUUUGAGGCAUUCGAUUUGCCGCUGCGGUGUGUUUACUCGCUGCAGCAGAGCUGUUGUGUGCUCCAAGCGGCAGCCUACGCAGCGUUUUUUCCUCAACAGGUUUCUCUGUUGCUGGUUCCUGCGUGCUCAACGGCACAAGCGGCUGUUUCAGCGAAUGCGGAUUCGGCAGCAACAGCACGAAGAUGUAAUGGCAGCAUUUCCUCACCUGCCCCUGUUUACCUUGAGACUCUUCCGGGACAGAUUGAAACUACGGAUACACCGGAAAGAUUAGGACUAGCGACUAGAAUCACGGCAGCAACUUGCAGAGUCGCAGAAGCUCUCAACAGUAACCGCGAAACAUCCGGAAAUGAAGAGGCGCUAUCAAUUGAAAGUAUAUUUCGCUUUGCAGAGGCCCUGAUGCUAAGAGACAUAUCUUUUGUUGCUCAGCUGAACCUUCUUGCUUUGCAACAGCAGCAAACACAGGAUUGCCAGAAAGAGCAGGGCCAGCCUCACGAGAAGGACUGGCAGCGGAAGGAACAUCAGCAAGUGCAUCAGGUGUUCGCUGCGUAUAAGAAGGAGUUAGACGAAAUUAUCGGGCUAUUGCUGAACUCCAUAUUAAGACAACGAAAAGAUUGGGGCCUGUGUUUGCUGGAAGAGUUUCUUUCUUUCUUCAUUGCCCUAUUGCGCCUUCUCGGUAUUGGCAACCCGGAGAGGCUUGCACUUGCUGCUACACUGAAGGAUAGCAGAGGACAGCAAAAGAUGCAGCAGCAGGAGCAACAAACGUGGCGGACGUUGGAAAAAGAACCGCUCGGACGAGACAUAUGGCUCCAUCUGUCGGACGGCAGCAGCAACAACGGGAGCAACACGAGCCUGACAGCAGCCGCUUUGCAUCUGCGCGCUGUUGCUCUGCUGUGUAGCAGCACCGAGACCUUAGAUCUUAUGCCUCUUACUGAGGUGCCUUGUGGCGUCGCAGCAGCAGCUGCAGCUGCUGCUUCCCCGGCAACUUCUUUUGGGAUAGAUAUGGAGGGGUGGGGGCAACAGCAACUGUUGCAGUGGCAGCUAGCCGCAGCGGCGGACUUCACUCCUAUCCCAGUGGCUGCAAUGCAGCAACAACAGCGCUUCGAUACUUAUGUCUACCUGGCACAGCAGAAGCAGCGUGCUGCUCAGCUCCAAGCUAGGACUGCAGCGUUGCUGCUGCGCCCCACCACAACUGCAGAGGACGUGGUUGCUUCUGAAGCAACUAGCUCAGCCGACACACCAACAGUAACAAAAGCGGCAAGGCAGACAGCAGGAGCAACAGCAGUGCCCGAUGAACAAGCAGUGGUAACGGUAUCUCCUCCAGAAGAAGUUGGACUGCGUUUGCCUGCGCUGCUAAGAGAAGCUACGGAGUCGAUUUUCCGCUUCUCCACAUCUGUCUCUCCAGUUGCAUUGCUCGUGCUGCGGAGCCUUAUUGCACUCAAUAGCCUGCAAAUACAGAGCCGUGCUCCGCUCUCAAUUCUGCAGCAGCUUACAGAAGCCUGGGAGCUGCUUCUUACCUGCAGCAGUGAAGAACUUCUGCAGCAACAAGAGGCGGCAACAGCAGCAGCAGCAACCUUCCGAGCUUUUGCUCUUCUGCACCUCUACAGAAGCAUGCAGUGGCAGAAGCUCGCGUUGCUUAAGCAGCUUCGGCAACGGCAGCAAGACUGUUUGAAACACGAUCAACAGAAGCACGACUUGCAACAGCGGUUGCAGCAAGAAGAAAGGCUGCGGCAUUCUAUAAGACAGUUGCGCCGGUCUAUGUUUUCUGUCCGUUGGCAGCAAAUUACGCUCUUGGAUUCGCUACGUAAUUUGCACCGCGAGAGACGGCCACCGAAAGAGACUGCUGCAAUUCUCGUGGCGCUUGCCGCUGGUUCGUUGCUACGUCCAGCGCAUGUGAAAGUGUUAACACCGUCACUUCUGGAGGGACUCCAGGGCAAUCAGCAGCAACAAGAGCAGCCGCUGCUACACCAAAAGGAAACGACAGCAGCAGUUAUCUCUUUGCUUACUCUUAAGUGUCUUCUUCCAGAAGGAUCUGUCCCGGAGGAGUUACUUACGUAUGUGCUGCAUGCGGCGAGGGAUGCAGCAGCGGCGCUGCAGCCACGAGAAAUUGCUGUGGCUCUGUACAGCCUGCGGCCGCAGACUCACAAAGGGCUGAGCUUGCAGGCGCUGCUCCCGUUGCAGGACUUGCGGAGGCGAUUGCUGCAGCAGUCAGCAUUCCUUUUGCCUUAUUUUCUGCCUGAGGAUCUUCUUGUUUUUCUGGCGUCUGUGGAAGAUGCUCCUCCGGAGCUGAUGCGACAAGCUUUUGGGUUUAUGUAUACAGCAAUCCCUUAUUACACUCCCCAGCAAUUAGCAUCAGUAAGCCAUUACUUCCUUGACUGCCUUCUACGACGAGCUUUUGCAUGA